Symbiodinium sp. CCMP2592 is the source of this 972-nucleotide messenger RNA. The record is from the annotation of a GenBank genome assembly. Lineage: Eukaryota; Dinophyceae; Suessiales; Symbiodiniaceae.
AUGGAGCUAACGGCUGUGGCAGAACUCGCUCCCAUUGACGUGCAGUCUCGGGUAACUCGGUUCAUGAACAAGGUUUCGCAUGGAAACCUACAGCGCUUUGCAGAAGUGGCUCAGAAACCUGCGGCUGAAGGCGAGGUGGCUAUGAACUUGGCCAGUGGAGACUUAGAUCUCAUCAAGACUGUUGCCGAGUGUAUUGUCGCUCACAGCAUUUGGUCGGGCUUCAAGCGCUCCGAAAGUGCCGUCGCUUUGGCUGACAUCCUCCUGGCGCUCGACACUCCGAGCCUGAGCUCCUUCGUGGUGGACGCGGUCCUCCGUGACAUGGGAGGACACUUCGCUCAGCCAUGCACGGACGACGAGAAGGCCAAGGAGGAACAGGCGUCCAGAGUCAAGGAGAGUGCUAAAGCUGUUGCUCGAGAUGUCGGACAGCUUUUUUCCAAAGGUCUUUGCCCAUUCGUGAAGUUCGACUUGAUUCUGCAAGGCAUAUCCCAUUGGAACGCCCUGUCAAAGCAGGAUGCAACAUCUUCUCCGGAAGCUGAACACUGCGCCCCUGGCUUGCCACAGUGUGUUCUGCUGAGCGGACGCACGGCCGUUUCGCAACCUCGCAUCAGCGAGACGGUAGCAGAAUUCAAGGACCGGCUUGCAAGCGACCUCGGCAUAGGGCCUUCGACUUUCUUCUUCCUGAUGGCUGGUAGGGAGCCUCAGCCACAUGCGGAGAUGAAGGACCUGGGAGAGGUAGAGCUUCAAGUGAUGGUGAGGACACCGGUGCUCAAGGAGGAGUAUCGAGUUGAAGCCGUGUGCAUUCUCCUCACCGAGGUUGCGGCAACUCUACAGGCUACGGAGCACGGGAAGGACCUCCUGUGUCGGGAGCUGCAGCGGCUCGGGAAGCUCAAGAAGGGGCUCGGCAAGCGCUACCAGUUCAUGAUCAAGGACCUAGAAGACCUGGUUGGUUGCCACGGGAAACGUGGCAUGUGA